AAAUAAAUUUAUUUUCUUAUAAUUUAUAAUUUUAGAAUACUGAAUAAUGUUUAACUACCUAGUGUAGAAUCUUCAUCUCGUAGAAGUUGGAUAUACAAAUCAGAUAAAUUCAAUUGGGCAAUCUUUGUAUUCCUUAAUCCUUAUAAUAUUAUUAAGAAUCACCUUAACUCUGAAAAGUAUGCAUCCUGAUUUGUCACCUCAUUUGCACACAGAUGAAUGCAAUCAAUUUACCAUGGAAUUUAAAAACUGUAAUGUAGAGCAUAAAGUUUUGAGAUUUGUUGGCAGAUGUGAUAAAAUCUAUGAUCGAAUGGUACACUGUUUUCACUUAGAGAGGCAAGCCAAGCGCCAAAAAAAUAAUGAGGAAGCGAGAAAGCAUCAAGCUUUGGUGAGACAAAGGAUGUUAGCAGAAAUGAGAUCAGACAGAGAACAAGGAAUUGAGAAUUGAGAAUAUGUCAUAUUUGUUGUGUAUAGGUUUAGGUAUAAAUUAAUGAAAAAUAAAUGUAAUAAAAUAUAACAGUUUUUAAU
This is a messenger RNA of Metopolophium dirhodum (rose-grain aphid), 525 nucleotides long. RefSeq names its product COX assembly mitochondrial protein 2 homolog. NCBI's taxonomy places the organism in Eukaryota, Metazoa, Arthropoda, Insecta, Hemiptera, Aphididae. Gene Ontology annotation, cellular component: mitochondrion. The coding region runs from base 179 to 445 and encodes 88 amino acids. The transcript has 3 exons. The record is from RefSeq and is a predicted model, not a curated record.